UAUAUUUAAAAGGUUAUCAGAAAUGUUUAAAACUAACUUUUGAUUAGGAAAACCACACGCGUUCAUGUUUGAGGAUCAUUUAGAACAUUUUAUACUUUUUAAUUUCAACAUUGCUUCAUGAUCGACUUUGAGAACCGGCACACAGAUGCAUCCUGUGAGUUUAUAACUGGGUUAUCGUAACUUUAACUAUCACUAUAAAAGCGAAGCCGGACAUGAGUGAUCCAAAGCCGAAUUUACGCCUGGAGCCAAUAAAAGAAGAUGACAUUGUGGAUUUUACAGCAUCUCCAAACUCACAACAAAAGUCCUCACUUCUUGAGACAGUUAGUCCAAAACUGAACUUCAAAUUCUUUCCGAAGUCGACUUCGUUGUUCCGACUGAAAUGUACUGCAUCAAAGUUAGGCUUAGAUAACAGGAGACCCAGUAUUGAAGCAUGGAAAGAAAGAUAUAAGGGAAGAAAAUCAAUAAAUGAUGACUUUGAAAAAGAUGAUGAUUUGGAAAUAAAUGGUGAAUUUUCAAAAGGAAAGAUAAAAUCUAUUAACUCCUCACUGGAAUGGCUGAAAUCAGAACUUACUGAAAUGAAGAAACAGGACCAAUCAUUGGCAUCACAAUUUCUAAAAAUAAAGAAAGCAAUAUAUAAACUGAAACUAGAAUGGAGUUGCCUCGACCACCAAUGUAUGAUCGAAGACGCAGAAACUGAUAUAGACGCAUUAGAUGAACUGAGAAGAGUGACCGAUCUACCACUUCAGUCUGAGAUUGAUCUUUCAUUGAAAGAGAAAGGAUUUACUAAAUUUAAUGUGUCAAAUAGAAGAUAUUCCAUGGCAUAAAAAUAUCAAAUCAGUUCUUUCUCUCUAUCAUAUGAUAUCGACAGCGCCGUUUUGUAACCGUACAGUUUCAUUUAUUUCACAUUAAAUCAUGUGUCAACUUUUUCGUUUUCAGUGUAGAACUCGAGUUUCAAUAAUUCGUUCACUGUCAAUUCAUGAUGUUAAAGAUCAUACACCGAAAUUUGAGCUAUCUCUAGAAUAAUGUUAAAAAGGGGUUGUCGAUUUUGUUUUAAUGUUUUCUUUCUAUUUGAAGUAUAACACACUUUGGAAAGGUAUUUCUACUACGAUUAUUCAACGCCAAAUAUCACACAUGUCACAGUGCAGAGGUCGAAGAACCAUAACAAUAAAAACAAAAUUACACAGAAAAGUAAAGACACAAAUAAAGGUCAUAUAAAGCUGCUGAAAGGUAGGCAGCCCCUGUUACAGUAGUGUCAAUUAUCCUAGUGUCGUUCAUGUCCAUUUGCAAUUCAGUGAUAAAUCUAAUUCGGUGAUGUCACAAUCAAAUGAAGAGGAUAGAGUUUUGGUUACAACAAUAUUAUAAGACAUUCAUUGUCGUUUGUGAUACGAUAUUCCAUACAGAUAAUAAAUACGUUCGUAAUGAAAUGGAAUCAGUUGGCAAAUAAUACCAUAUAUAAAAAAAAGAUGUGGUAUGAUUGCCAAUGAGACAACUCUCCACAAGACACCAAAAUGACACAGAAAUUAACAACUACAGGUCAUCGUUUGGCCUCCAACAAUGAACAAAGCCCAUACCGCAUGGUCAGCUAUAAAAAAAAAACGAAAUGACAAUGUAAAUCAAUUCAAACGAGAAAACUAAUGGCCUUAUUUAAAAAAAAAUGAACGAGAAACAAAUAUGUAACAUAUAAACAUAGACAACUACAAAAUUACAGGCUCCUGUCUUUGGACAGGCACAUACAUACAUAAUGUGGCGGGGUUAAACAUGUUAGCGGGAUCCCCAGGCUUGAUGUAAACCUACAGUUUGCGGUGAGUAUGGACUUUUCUCAUUGUUGAAGGCUGUGAUGUGACCUGUAGUUGUUAAUUUCUGUGUCAUCUGGUCUCAUUGACAUUCAUACCACAUCUUCUUUUUUAUAUUUACAAUGCAUUUUACAAUAUCAUUUAAAUUUCAAACGAACAUAUUUCUUGCAAUCUUAAAUAAUCGGCACUGAUAUUUGAACUCGUUUUAGGCAUAGCUGAAGUUAAUUUUUUUACGUUACUUUUGUUAUAAAUCGGAUAAGAAAUGCAAUUAUUCAUAUAUUUCUUUAUCCAAAGGCUAGUGGCUAGUGAGUUGCCAUAGAUGGCCGUUCAGCUUAUGUUGCGUUCAUUCAAGUUAUUAUAUUGUGUGAAUCUGUUGGAUUAGUUUUAGUGUGAAGAACACACCCAUGUUAAGUAAGUCCGUAUACAAUGAUGGUCAUUCAUGAGCGUAA
Messenger RNA from Mytilus trossulus (common blue mussel), 2242 nucleotides. RefSeq names its product protein FAM167B-like. NCBI's taxonomy places the organism in Eukaryota, Metazoa, Mollusca, Bivalvia, Mytilida, Mytilidae. The record is from RefSeq and is a predicted model, not a curated record. The coding region runs from base 213 to 824 and encodes 203 amino acids. The transcript is spliced from 3 exons.